Molecule: messenger RNA, 2436 nt
Organism: Scleropages formosus (Asian bonytongue)
Lineage: Eukaryota; Metazoa; Chordata; Actinopteri; Osteoglossiformes; Osteoglossidae
Gene: zrsr2
Product: zinc finger (CCCH type), RNA-binding motif and serine/arginine rich 2
Exons: 11
Coding region: 1-1986 (661 amino acids)
Biological process (GO): mRNA splicing, via spliceosome
Cellular component (GO): U2AF complex
Molecular function (GO): metal ion binding; RNA binding
Source: RefSeq, a predicted model, not a curated record
AUGGCGGCGCCGGCAGAGCCAGGGUCUGGCAGGAAGCAGCGGCGCGCGGCUCUCCAAAAGCAAAGGAGGAAGAAACGGCGGCAAGCGCUCGCAAGGCUCCGAGACGCGGAAUUACAGGAAGAAAAUGGAGAAGAGCACCAGUCGCAGGAAGAAUGUGAGGAGGAGGAGGAGAGGAAAGCUGAAGAGGAGCGUCAGCGACUUCACUUGGAGUGGCUGGAGCGGGAGCGAGUGGCCCAGGAGGAGUUCCAGGUCAAAAAAGAGCGGGAAGAGGCAGCGAGGAGGAAGAAAGAGGAAGAGGAGAAAAGAAUAAAGGAGGAAUGGGAGGCACGACAGAGGAAAGAGCAAGAAGAAAGGGAGCAGAAGCAGCAGGAGAAGAGAGAGAGAGAGGAAGCUGUACAGAGAAUGCUGGACCAAGCUGAGAGCCAGUUAGAGAAUGGUGAACCUUGGAAGAACCCUGAAGCCCCUGUUGACUAUGGGACAGAGAAAGAUAAGGCCAACUGUCCUUUCUUCCUGAAGACUGGAGCUUGUAGAUUUGGAGAAAGGUGCUCGCGUAAGCAUGUUCACCCAACGUGCAGCACCACUUUGAUGAUCAGGGGGAUGUUCAUUACCUUUGGUAUGGAGCAGAGCAGACGGGAUGACUACGACACAGAUGCCAGUUUAGAGUACAGCGAAGAAGAAAUAUAUCAACAAUUUUUGGACUUCUAUGAGGAUGUGCUUCCGGAAUUCAGGACUGCAGGAAAGGUAGUGCAGUUCAAGGUUAGCUGCAACUUUGAGCCACACUUGAGAGGAAAUGUCUAUGUUCAGUAUGACACGAAGGAGCAGUGCAAGGAAGCCCUUUUGAUGUUCAAUGGACGUUGGUAUGCUGGUAGACAGCUCCAGUGUGAAUUCUCCCCGGUCACUAGGUGGAAAACAGCCAUAUGUGGAUUGUUUGACAGGCGGAAGUGUCCCAAAGGGAAGCACUGCAACUUCCUGCAUGUGUACAGAAACCCUGGCAAUGAGUUCUGGGAGGCAGAUCGCGACCUGAAUACAUCACCUGACCGAGGAGGAACUUUCAUGGGUUGGAACUCUGAAAGGUACUCAGAACGCAGAGACCGAUCCCGCAGGUUCUGCACCUACAGCCCUGACAAGUCGCAGCGACGACAUGGGGAGAGGAGGAGCCGUAGCCGCGAGAGGAGGGUGAGGAGGAGUCGGAGCCAUAGCCGUGAACGGAGAGAGAGGAAGGAGGAGAGGAGUUGGAUCUGUAGCCACAAGAGGAAGCAAAGGAGCAGUCGGAGCCGUAGUCGCGAGAGGAGGGAGAGGAAAGAGGAGAGGAGUCGGGGCCAUAGUCGGGAGAGGAGGAAUCGGAGCCAUAGCCGUGAAAGGAGGGAGAGGAAGGAGGAGAGGAGGAGUCGGAGCCUUAGUCGCGAGAAGAAGGACAGGAAAGAGGAGAAGAGGAGCCGCAGCAAGGACAGGAAUCCCUCUUCAAGGGACAGGCUCAACAAGUGGUCUAGGAGUGGGGAAAUGAAAAGAGAUGGGAGCAGAAAUGGAGAGAUGAGCGAAGGAAGCAAGGAGUCAGCCAACACCAAAGAUUCCUUAAGAAAAAGGAGCAAGAGAAGUGAGAGUAGAAGCUCAAAGGAGCCAGAUACGUCCAAACCCAAUGGCAAUUCUUCCCCAAGACACCAUAAACACUCCAAGAAGAGUAAGAAGAAGAAGAGCAAGAAAAAAAAGAAAAAGAGAAGCAAAUCAGUCAGUGAGAGUUCAGCCGAUUCAGGCAAAGAGUCUGGAAAUGAUUUGAAAAAACACGAGGAAGAGACUGUGGACAUCCAGGAUGCAGAGAACACAGGAAGCCCCCAGGAGAACAAACUAGCACAAACUACCAGCCCUCAUGUUUGCCAGGAGAACAUCAGCCCACUCAGCUCCCACCAAGAUAUACCCCAUGAAGUUGACUGUCAGUUAGUUACAGCUGAUAGAACAGUAUCUGAUAGGCCCUCAUGGUGUCAGAGAUGAGCCUUUAAUUUUACUUUGUGUUCAGUCUACUUUCCAGUGCUUGGUUUUUAAAUACCACUUCCUGUUGUUACUUUGUAUCCCCUUUUGUUAAACAUUGUCAUACUAGCAUAACAUUAUGUAAAUAAAUGUUUUAAGUAGUUUUAUUUUCAAUAUGUGGUUUUUAUCUGAAUUAUUCAAAAUGUAUUGUGACAAAGUCUUGAUGCUACUGAUUUGUUGAAAUGUCUUUGCCUGGACCAAAUUAAUCUCUACGCUAGCAGCUUAAGUCUACAACUGGAACUGCGUUUUCACGGAUGUCCAGUACUAACCUCUGUCCUGACACCAUAUCACAGCAGGCAGUGGACAUAAAGGCAGAACAGCGAAUGUCAUUCAGAUUUAGAAGGCACUUAAUUUGCUUAUGUUUUAUAAACAGCCUUUAAAAACAGAUUAAUUCUAAUUAAAGUGGUUGUCUUA